AUGGCCGCCGAGCAAAGAAAGCUCCUCGAGCAGCUCAUGGGCCACCAGUCCACCUCGCGCGCCGCUCAACUCUCCCUCACAGAUCCCAAAGUUUGCCGGUCCUAUCUUGUAGGCACCUGUCCGCACGACCUCUUCACCAACACAAAGCAGGACCUGGGCCAGUGUCCAAAGGUGCACUCUGAACAGUUGAAAGCCGAGUACGAGGCCUUGUCGGAUCGGGAGAAGCAAAGAUAUGGAUUCGAUUACGAUUACAUGCGCGACCUGCAAAAGUACAUUGACGAUUGCAAUCGGCGAAUCGACGCGGCGCAAAAGAGGCUCGAGAAGACGCCUGAUGAGAUCCGACAAACAAAUGUUUUGCUGAAAACCAUCUCUGAGCUUUCGGCCUCAAUAGCCAACGGCCAACUGGAGAUCGAAGUCCUCGCUUCCAUGAACGAAGUCUCCCGCGCCGUCGAUGAGAAUUUCCGCAUCAAACAGACCAUGCAGCUAAAAAUCGAAAAGGAAAAAGAGCUCAAGGCGCUGUCCGAUACCUCUGGCCCCUCUGGCCACCAGAAGCUGCAAGUGUGCGAUGUCUGUGGCGCAUAUCUAAGUAGGUUAGAUAACGAUCGCCGGCUAGCGGAUCACUUUUAUGGCAAGAUGCAUUUGGGGUAUGCGUCUAUGCGGAAGACGUACGAUGCGUUCCCGAGGGAGUUGAAGAGUAGGCAGAGACAGGGUAUGAUGGAUGGGGAUGACGGUCCCGGAGGAGGGAUGGGAGGACCUAGGGGCCCGAGGGCUGGAGGCUAUAGGAGCGGAAGGGGAGGCCGACGGUGGUGA
Messenger RNA from Metarhizium acridum CQMa 102, 810 nucleotides. Its product is annotated as splicing factor. The record is from RefSeq and is a predicted model, not a curated record. Gene Ontology annotation, molecular function: mRNA binding. Gene Ontology annotation, cellular component: U2-type prespliceosome; U1 snRNP. Gene Ontology annotation, biological process: mRNA splice site recognition. NCBI's taxonomy places the organism in Eukaryota, Fungi, Ascomycota, Sordariomycetes, Hypocreales, Clavicipitaceae.